Hyaloscypha bicolor E is the source of this 937-nucleotide messenger RNA. RefSeq lists its product as uncharacterized. The transcript is spliced from 2 exons. Bases 26 to 697 code for a protein of 223 amino acids. NCBI's taxonomy places the organism in Eukaryota, Fungi, Ascomycota, Leotiomycetes, Helotiales, Hyaloscyphaceae. The record is from RefSeq and is a predicted model, not a curated record.
AGCAGAAGAAAACUCAUCUUGCAAGAUGGCUAUUACCGAGAUCAUAAAAUUUGGUGCUGGCUCAUGUAUAACAGUUGACGACACAAUCCAGAAAUCAGUCAAGGCCCUCAAAGGAGUAAAAUCACCCCAACACUUCGUCCUUGGCACACAGAUUCAAGAUAAGGAAGCCGUUCAGAUCACGUCAGAGUGGGAUGGUAUCCAGGACUACGCAAACUUUGCAGCAACUCCGGAAUUCACGUCCUUUUUGAAGUCUGUGAGCAGUACCUAUGGCGAGCCAUACAGCAUUUUCCACGUCGCGCUCGACCGGUCGGCAUUUGGGGCAGAUGGGCCCGCUACAGCGAACGUGGUCGAAUAUGUACAGACGUACUUCCCCGCUUCUCGCGUGACGCCGGAGUUCCAGAAACAAGUCGAAGCGGAUUUUGCACGGUUUGAUGAGAUCUAUCGUAAGGGCGCGACGGGAGGGGAGAGUUGGGGGUUUGGUUGGGUGCUGGAAGAGCAAGAGCAUGAAGACAUCAAGGAUGAGAAGGCCAAGUGUUUUUUCGUUACCAGGGGAUGGGACAGUAUGGAUCUUUUCGAGCAAUCGGUGCAGAAUGAUGCGUAUAAGCAGGCUAUACCGUUACUGUUCGCAUGGAACGCGCCAUUCAAAUUGUGGCAUGUCGAACGCAAAGUCCUGGACGAUUUCGAGGCUGUAGCAUGAUCGUGGAUGGUUCUUUCGCUGGGCCGAUCAAGAAAUUUUGAUGCUACACCCACGUUGAUCGUCAUUUCGAAGUAGUGGCAGCGUAUAUCAGCGGCUUUUCUCGAAGGCAUUCCAAGCUACAAAAGAAGAGUUCCCAUUUGAGCCGUUCUGGGUACAGCAGCGAUGGUUGAUAGAAGAAAAGAUGAAUCUUCCUUUUCUAGGCCAAGAGAGCAGAUCCAUCUUCCGAAUGACAAUGGCUUC